GGCCCUCGAGCCCCCGGCGCCAGAGGCAUGUCUCCGGCUCCCUGCCGAGCACCUGGAGAAGAGCCGUGGGCCGCUGGCACUGCUGUCCCCGACGCCCACUGCAUCGGGCGGCUCACAGGUGCCCACCGGGUCCCCUCUGGGAGUGGUGGGCUCCGUAUUCCCUCACUGCUCGGUUCCUGGCACCGAUUAAGUGCUCAUCAAAUGGCAGAGGGUUGCUUUGAGGACGGGAUGACAGCGCCUGGCCCGUCGGCGCUCACAGACAACUAAUGAGGCACUCUCUGGAAUUCGGAAGAAAGACCAGACUAGGCUGAUCUUGACGUUCAUCCCCACAGAGAAACUGGAAUUUUAGCAGGAGCUCGGCCAUGGUGAACGAACCCAGAGGGCACGGCGGCCCCAGCCCCCGCUGGGAGGACAACACCAGUGGCAGCGAGAGCUCCAAGGAUAGUUCAAGGUGUUCCACACCGGUGCCGGACCCCGAGCGACACGAGAGGCUCAGGGAGAAGAUGAAGCGGAGGAUGGAGUCUGGUGACAAGUGGUUCUCCCUGGAAUUCUUCCCUCCCCGAACUGCUGAGGGAGCUGUCAAUCUCAUCUCAAGGUUUGACCGGAUGGGGGCAGGUGGUCCCCUCUUCAUAGAUGUGACCUGGCAUCCAGCAGGGGACCCUGGCUCAGACAAGGAGACUUCGUCCAUGGUGAUCGCCAGCACCGCCGUGAACUACUGCGGCCUGGAGACCAUCCUGCACAUGACCUGCUGCCAUCAGAGCCGGGAGGAGAUCACGGGCCACCUGCACAAGGCCAAGCGUCUGGGCCUGAAGAACAUCCUGGCGCUGAGGGGAGACCCCAUCGGUGACCAGUGGGAAGAGGAAGAAGGGGGCUUCAGCUACGCCGUAGACUUGGUGAAGCACAUCCGAAGCGAGUUUGGUGACUACUUCGAUGUCUGUGUGGCAGGUUACCCCAAAGGCCACCCCGACGCAGAGAGCUUUGAGGCGGACCUGAAGCACCUGAAGGAGAAGGUGGCCGCGGGAGCCGACUUCAUCAUCACCCAGCUUUUCUUUGAGGCCGACACUUUCUUCCGCUUUGUUAAGGCUUGCUCCGAGAUAGGCAUUACUUGCCCCAUCCUCCCCGGAAUCUUCCCUAUUCAGGGCUACCACUCCCUCCGGCAGCUUGUGAAGCUGUCCAAGCUGGAGGUGCCGCAGCAGGUCAAGGACGUGAUCGAGCCAAUCAAAGACAACGACGCUGCCAUCCGCAACUACGGCAUCGAGCAGGCGCUGAGCCUGUGCCAGGAGCUUCUGGCAAGCGGCUCGGUGCCGGGCCUGCACUUCUACACCCUCAACCGCGAGAUGGCCACCACAGAGGUGCUGAAGCGCUUGGGCAUGUGGAUCGAGGACCCCAGACGUCCCCUGCCCUGGGCCAUCAGUGCCCACCCCAAGCGCCGGGAGGAAGAUGUCCGUCCCAUCUUCUGGGCCUCCAGACCAAAGAGUUACAUUUAUCGCACCCAGGAGUGGGAUGAGUUCCCCAACGGCCGCUGGGGUAAUUCCUCCUCUCCGGCCUUUGGGGAGCUGAAGGACUACUACCUCUUCUACCUGAAGAGCAAGUCCCCAAAGGAAGAGCUGCUGAAGAUGUGGGGGGAGGAGCUGACCAGUGAAGAAAGUGUCUUUGAAGUCUUUGCUCACUACCUCUCGGGAGAGCCGAACCAGAACGGCUAUAAAGUGACUUGCCUGCCCUGGAAUGAUGAGCCCCUGGCGGCCGAGACCAGCCUGAUGAAGGAGGAGCUGCUGCGAGUGAACCGGCGGGGCAUCCUCACCAUCAACUCGCAGCCCAACAUCAACGGGAAGCCGUCCUCCGACCCCAUCGUGGGCUGGGGCCCCGGCGGGGGCUAUGUCUUCCAGAAGGCCUACUUAGAGUUCUUCACUUCCCGAGAGACAGUGGAGGCGCUUUUGCAGGUGCUGAAGAAGUACGAGCUCCGGGUGAAUUACCACAUCGUGGAUGUGAAGGGUGACAACAUCACCAACGCCCCCAAGCUGCAGCCCAACGCCGUCACUUGGGGCAUCUUCCCCGGGCGAGAGAUCAUCCAGCCCACAGUGGUGGACCCAGUCAGCUUCAUGUUCUGGAAGGACGAGGCGUUCGCCCUGUGGCUCGAGCAGUGGGGCAAGCUGUAUGAGGAGGAGUCCCCGUCCCGCGUGAUCAUCCAGUACAUCCACGACAACUACUUCCUGGUCAACCUGGUGGACAACGAGUUCCCGCUGGACAGCUGCCUGUGGCAGGUGGUGGAAGACACGUUUGAGCUUCUCAACAGGCCCCCCCAGAGCAAGAGGGAGACGGAGGCGCCGUGACCCUGAGCCCUGACACCCUUAGCUUGAGGCCACUGUGUCCCGCCUUCCUCCUCUCCGUCCUGGUGCUCUGGGAGACCCCCGUUCUCCUUCACUUCCCCCCACCCCCUGACACGAUGAUGGCAGCUAGACUGGUGUGAGGAUUCCAGGCUCUGGCCGGACCGGAGGCCGCCCCGCACGGGAGCCAGGUGUUCCCUGCUUGGCGGAGAGUCUGUGCUCCGGUGGGAAGCAGCCCCAUCCCCCGGAGGGGCACGUGGGCGGAACAGAACGCAUCCUCCCUGAGAAGGGUUGUUGCUGACGGAGCCCCUAGGAGGCAGCCUGGGACGGCCAGUGACCUUGCUCUUGGGGCCUAUGGAGGACAAGCAAAGCGAGCAUGGCAGUGGGCUCUGGGACGGCAGAGGAGACAUGGCAAGGUCAAGGCGCUGCAGCCUUCCACCUCCAAGGCGUUGGCAGCCAGGCGCGACCCACUCGGGAAUGAAGGGGUGGACCACUGCCCUACCAGGCGCUGGCCCCUGGAUGGACCUUGGACUGAAACCUAAUAGUUUCAGCUUCCUUCUAGCCGAGAGCUCAGCUGAGUUUCUCUCUUUUCUACAACGCUGCUUUUUGAAACAGUUGUCUCUGUUCCCGUGGCUCGAGAGAGAAAGUGCCUCUUAAGGGUUAAAGGUGUUGGAAGGCUUCCCUGGUGGCACAGUGGUUGAGAGUCCGCCUGCCGAUGCAGGGGGCACGGGUUCGUGCCCCGGUCCGGGAAGAUCCCACGUGCCGCGGAGCGGCUGGGCCCGUGAGCCAUGGCUGCUGAGGCUGUGCAUCCGGGGCCUGUGCUCCGCAACGUGAGAGGCCCACGUACUGAAAAAAAAAAAA
Kogia breviceps (pygmy sperm whale) is the source of this 3185-nucleotide messenger RNA. NCBI's taxonomy places the organism in Eukaryota, Metazoa, Chordata, Mammalia, Artiodactyla, Physeteridae. The record is from RefSeq and is a predicted model, not a curated record.